This is a messenger RNA of Babesia sp. Xinjiang, 1641 nucleotides long. RefSeq names its product STI1-like protein. The record is from RefSeq and is a predicted model, not a curated record. The transcript has 2 exons. The coding region runs from base 1 to 1641 and encodes 546 amino acids. Gene Ontology annotation, molecular function: Hsp90 protein binding. Lineage: Eukaryota; Apicomplexa; Aconoidasida; Piroplasmida; Babesiidae.
AUGACGGAUUACAAACAGCUAGGAAACGACGCUUUUAAAGCUGGGAAGUUUGUAGAAGCUGUGCAACACUUUACGGAAGCUAUAAAACUUAACCCCAGUGAUGGAAUCCUAUAUUCUAAUCGAUCCGGUGCGUACGCAUCGCUAGGAAAGUAUCAAGAAGCUCUGGAUGAUGCUACUCGAUGUGUAUCACUCAAACCAGACUGGCCAAAGGGUUACUCCCGUAAGGGACUUGCUCUUUACAAGUUAGGCAAGAUGGACGAAGCUAGAAGAGCUUAUCAAGAAGGAUUAAGAAUUGACCCAAACAAUGAGCCUUUGAAGGCAGGUUUGCGCGAUAUAGACACUGCUGCUAACCCUGAACUGAUGUACCUUGCUGCAAGUGUCUCACAAGUCAUUAUGAGUAAUCCAAAGCUUCAGGAAUAUCAAAGGCAGGAUCCAUCGUAUACAAUGACACUAUGUCGUGCCAUUAGCAGCCUGCAGAGCAACCCUCAAAGUGUCCAACAGCUGCUAAUGGACCCUAACCCUGCCAUAAGGGAUGGUCUUAUGGCAUACCUAGGUGCUGCUUCUGAGAUGGCUCAGAGCGAGAGCGCACAGGAACGGUCACAACCUAAGCCUGCACCAAAAGCCGAAGAGCCAAAAGCUCCGGAGGUACCGCUUACAGAGAACCAAAAGAAAGCGCAAGAAUACAAGGAAGAGGGUAACAAAUUGUACAAGCAGAAGAAGUUUGAUGAGGCUUUGGAAUGCUACAACAAGGCUAUAGAGCAGGACCCAGAGAACCUGCUCUUGGAAAACAAUAAGGCGGCCGUAUAUCUGGAAAUGGGUGACUACGAGAAGUGUAUUGCUACAUGUAAUGCUGCUAUAGAGCGUCGCUAUGAUGUUAAGGCUGAUUUCUUAGUCAUUUCCAAGAUAUACAACAGGCUGGCAUCAUGUUACACCAAGAUGGAAGACUAUGACUCUGCACUUGCAGCGUAUCAGAAAUCCUUGUUGGAGGACAACAACAGAACGACCCGGUGUGCCAUGAAGGAGGUAGAGCGGCUUAAGGAGAAGCGUGAGCGUGAGGCAUAUAUUGACCCUGAGAAGGCUGAGGAGCACCGGGAAAAGGGUAAUGCAUUCUUCAAGGCAUUUCAGUUCCCUGAGGCUAAGAAGGAAUAUGACGAGGCUAUCAAACGUAACCCCAAGGAUGUUAAGCUGUACACCAACAGGGCGGCGGCGCUCACCAAGCUUGGGGAGUACCCAAGUGCCUUGGCGGAUUGUAACAAGGCUGUGGAGCUUGACCCUACCUUUGUCAAGGGGUGGUCUCGUAAAGGCAAUUUACACGUGUUACUCAAGGAGUACAGUAAGGCUCUGGAGGCCUAUGAUAAGGGUCUCGCUGUUGACCCUGAUAACCAAGAAUGUAUCAACGGUAGAUAUGAUUGUAUGGCCAAGAUCCAGGCGAUGUCGCAGUCUGGCACCGUUGAUGAGGAGCAGUACAGGCAGGCCAUGGCUGACCCUGAGGUUCAGCAGAUGCUCACUGACCCACAGUUCCAGAUCAUCCUCAAAAGGCUCUCGGAGAACCCAUCUGCGAUGAACGAGUACCUCAGGGACCCUACCAUUGCCAAAGGUAUCCAGAAGCUUAUGGCUUGCGGCAUCUUACGUGCUGCGUGA